Molecule: messenger RNA, 828 nt
Organism: Rotaria sp. Silwood1
Lineage: Eukaryota; Metazoa; Rotifera; Eurotatoria; Philodinida; Philodinidae
Source: the annotation of a GenBank genome assembly
AUGCCAUAUAAUGAUAUUCAUGGAAAAUUUGAUUUAAUUAACAAAUUAAGAGAAAUUUAUCAUAAUAAUAAUAAACAACUAAUAUUAAUUAAAGAAUUUGAAGAAAACUAUCGAUCUGAAGAUGCAAUAAAAUGUACAAUCAAUAAAAAAAGUGUUCUUUUUGAAAUUGAAUGUGAUUUAGCCAUGAGUAAUAGUAUCAUUCUUGCUCCAAUCAAUCACUUUAGUGCACAUCCAGACGAAGAGGAAAUUUUAAUUGAUAUUGGUGCUGUUUUUAAAAUCCUAUUUAUCAUCUAUGCAUAUACAAAUGUAUCUCUUUUAUGGGAGGAUCUCUUAAGACAAAUGGGACAAUAUGAUAAAGUACUUGAAUAUUUUACUAAAUUAUUGAAAAUUUUUAAUGAAACUGAGAAUAAUUAUUUGGAGAUUCAUUUAUAUCUUGGUGAUAUUUAUUUAGAAAAGGGAGAUUAUGAUGAAGUGUAUAAAUAUCAUUUUUAUGUUUAUGAAGCGUUAAUAAAAAUGGAUCCGCCAAGAUUUUCUUAUCGAUCUGUUAAUGGAUUAUGUACAGUUCUUCGUUUUAGAUGUUUAUAUGAUAAGGUAAUUAAGUAUUUAAUUUGUUAUAUAAAAUAUUUGGAUAAAAUUAAUUCAAGAAAAUGUUGUGCUUAUGCAACUUGUCUAACAAAUAUGGAAAAUUGUUAUUAUGGUCUUAGUAAAUAUGACGAUGCGUUAAAUUCUUACGAAAAGGCACAAAAUUUACUUAAAAGUUAUUAUUCUACUGAUCAUUUUGAAAUAGGAAGAAGUUUAGACAAUAUUGACAAUGUUUAUCGAGCAUAG